GGGGGCCACACUUUAAGGGGUGAAUAACGAGAAAACUAAUCUAUUAUAAAACAGAGGCUUUUUUGUGUGUAUAGUUUAUAGUAAUUUUAUGUUAGAAUAGGCUUCUCUAUAAUACCAGGCUCAGAGAAAGAGUUGAACAUAAUGCAAACGCCAUUAAUCAAGUAGGCCGGUUAUACAGGUCCCUGUUACAUAAGAUUUUGAUUUGUUUUCAAAGUGCUUCAUACUUUGCCUCAUAUCUUUGUCAAUUUUCAACCGAUUUUGAUGAAAUUAAGCUCACAUAAAAGCCAAUCAAAUGCUCUACAAAUCACUAAUUUAUAGUUUCAGUGUAGGUUUAAUAGUUUGCGAGAAAAACACAACGAUAUAUUAAUGUGCUAGUUUUUUGUCUUAAAUCAAGAGCCGGUAAUAAUAAUACAAAAAUUCCCACAGGUUAUGGAGUAAAUGAAGAAAUCUCAUCUUCAAAAAUCUGAAUAUGAUUACAACAGUCAUAAUAUUUUCCAUUGUUUCAAAUAGGUAUCAGUCAAUUAUAGUGUCACAUUAAUUUCAUCAAAAUUACCAAUAUGUCAACACAAAUUCUUGAAAGGAAAUCUUCAAGUUCCACUUUUCCCUCCCAAGAUCUCAAAGCAUCAUCAAGUCCCAGUCUUCCUUCUCAAACAAACAGCGAACAAGAUGAUGCCGAAAAGUACGAUUUGGCAGUGAAAAAUGACCAAUUGAUACAAUAUUUGGAUAAGAAAAAGGAAAAUUUUGAAAAAGAAUUGAUCAAAUUGCAAGAUGGUAUUAAAAAUAAUGAAAAUCAAUUAUCGGAGAAGAGUAUAACAGAGCACAAAAAAAUUGAUGAUGAGACCAAAAAUCUCAAAUCAGAAAAUGAUAAUAAAAAAAAAGACAUCGCAACAAUAUCAACAGAACAUUUAAAAGCUUUGAAAAACCAAAUUGAGCAAAUCCAAACGACCAACAUAAAUUUGCAAAGUCAAAACAAAAAAUACGAACUGGAAUUGAGACGCGCUGUAAAAAUCGUUGCUUCAUUGAAUCGAAUUGUGGCCAAUUACUAUAAGAAAGCUUCCAAGAGUAUUUGUAAAACGACUCAGACAAAUUGGAAAGAAGAGAAUGAGACAACUUCUGAAGCCACUAAAGCUGAUUGCGCUCCAGGAGGUGAUUCAAGAUGUCAAAGCGAUCCGGAUACAGAAAAUGUGUCUGAUAUUUCCUUAUAAUCGAUUUUUUUUGUGGGAACUGAUUUUGGAUUAAAUUAAAAUAAUAUAAAUUGUACAAAAAAAACAUAUUAUUUAUUUUGUUUAAACGAAAAAUAAAACCAUUGAGCAUUAUUCGAAAAAUGUUAUAUAUACAGGGUGAUUUACGUAAUUUGAACAUUAGAUUGCAGGUGGAUCAGAUGGUAUUUCUACUAAUUCACCUGCAAUUUGGAAAACUUCUAAUGCAAAUCACGGUAUAUAAUUAUUCUCUAAUUAUUAAUAAUAAUAUGAACAGUUAUUGUAGAGUGAAACUGAAAAUGAAAUUAAUGGAUACCAUUUACUCAGCUUUAGAUAGCUUUACAAAAGUCAAAUUUAUUGGUAAAAAGUUGAGUUGGUCAUAGAUACAGUGGGACUCUUACUUUAUAAAGCUAUCCAAUUACUUUUGAUCAUUAAGAGAAAAAUGAUUUAGUAUCACAUAGUUAAUUGAUUAAAAAUCCAUUGUCUAGCUACUUUCAUCUUCUGAUAUUGAUAUUCUACUAGCUUCCUCAUCACUACUAUCAUCUAUUAAAUUGUCUCUAACUAAAGACGUUUCGUAUUCUAAGAUUUCAUCAUCAGACAAAUGUGAAUUGCCUUCUAUGAAAGAUGCAAACCUAGAAAUUAAAAAAAAAAACAAUUAUUUACUCAAAUUGUUGGUGUUCAGUGGGUACCUUUUCACAUCUUUUAAUUUCAAAGCAGUAUUCCAUUGAUUGCAUUUAGGGCUUGAACAAAACUGCCUCAAUUCUUCCAAGGCUUUGGUAGUUUCUCUUACCCCUUGCUGAUAAUACUCAUCAUUUGAUAAUGGCUUGAGUUUAGGAGGAAAUCGUUUUUUCCUGCAAGAAGUUGUCUGAUAUAUUAUCUAAUUGAAACAACAAAAAGACACUUACCAGUACCUUUGAGGUGCCGUUAUCCACCUUCUAGGCAAAAAUGUUAUUAAUAGCAACAAAAUUAUUUGCCCCAUUGCGGCUUCUUGAAAGUGACUGCUGAAAAAUACACUUAUCAAACCCAUAAGCUGUAAGGCCCAUUUUAUUAAAUUUAUAGUGCGAGGAUUUUCA
Ceutorhynchus assimilis (cabbage seed weevil) is the source of this 2272-nucleotide messenger RNA. The record is from the annotation of a GenBank genome assembly. NCBI's taxonomy places the organism in Eukaryota, Metazoa, Arthropoda, Insecta, Coleoptera, Curculionidae.